Molecule: messenger RNA, 1407 nt
Organism: Blastomyces gilchristii SLH14081
Lineage: Eukaryota; Fungi; Ascomycota; Eurotiomycetes; Onygenales; Ajellomycetaceae
Product: C6 finger domain-containing protein
Exons: 3
Coding region: 1-1407 (468 amino acids)
Source: RefSeq, a predicted model, not a curated record
AUGCCGUAUUCCGACAACGAUCUUGCAGCUGCUCUUGAGUUUACCAGGCCAAAGAGGCCAAAACUGACCCCAGAUGGCUUACCCUACCAUUACCUGGAGGACUAUAUUAAAUACGACCUUCGCUACAGAGACCCAUUGAAAUGCCCUUCCACUUGGGUUGAUGAUGAUCCCAGCGGGGACUUUGAAUUAUACGAUGAUAGCCGCUCUAGAAAGUCCCGGCGCCCAUCAAAGCGCAAACCUAGUGGACCUCCCACUACAUCGGAACUGCCAAUAAAGAAGGUGAAAACCAGUAACGAUAUCACUCCUAACCAACCGCCAGCUAUCGAGCAUCCAUCUAUUGUCAAUUUGAAAUUUAAAUCGCAGACAUCGAAAUGUUUUCUUGCACUCCUUGGGAAAACAGAAGGUAAUUCUGUGUCCUCGUCUGCAAACAUUGACGCUGGACCUAGUAAGCAAACUGCGUGGAAAACACCUCCCAAAGCAGGGAGCAUGUCCCCACCCGCUGGUAGAAGUUCUGUGGACGAAGAUAGCAGCGUAACGGUGGCUAGCCAGGGCAGCCAGGAGACAUUGACCGAGAAGGAGUUAAGAAGUCAUGAACCCCUUAGUUCACAGGAUGCCUACACAUCCGUUAAACUCCAGGGACAAGAGGCUCAAUAUUCCCAGCAUAAAUUCGUCGCAUCAUUUAGCAAAAUGGUAGAGGAUGCCAUCCUACAGUCGAACAUACGCACCAGCAUCGAGCCAAGACCGGAACAACACGAUUCACGGGAAAUUCACACACCACUCCUGUCCUUAGAAAAUUCCGCCCUGUCGCAGAAGGCAACCCCGUCUAUAGAAGAAAUAUUGUUGCGGGAACUUUCUAAGACAUCCGCUGAAACUGAUCUACCCGUUGUAUUAGAGGAGGCAGCGUCUUGUAUGCCGAAAUCUCCAAAGAAGAAAACCCCAGCUAGAUGCACCACAACAUCUACAAACCUUCCAUCAGCAAGCCCCCCACAGACAUCAGAUUACUGCAGCAUCAUCCCCAACGUAUUAUCCGUUAAGCGUCGCAAACAUCGUACCGCAGGCCCAAUAACCAAAAGGAUCCGCACCUCCUUCGCGCACCCAAUAGCCUUCACACACACCCCUAGCCCCGAUGAUCCCAGACCGUGCCACUGGUGCCAGGAUUUCACCUACGGGAUGCUAGGCCUGGGCCAACUACAGGUGGACGUUCUCGACCGCCGCGACGGCAAGGGUUAUGCAGAACUCAGCACCGGCCACGCCUCCUCAGGCUAUGAGCCGAGUCGCAUGUGUUCCAAAUGCGCGCUGUAUCGUGUCGCAAUCCUCGAAUGCAACACCACCUACCCUGCAACUCAUUCCGUAGUGCCCAUACCGGGCAUGGACGAAUCGAGCUUCGACGUGACGACGGCGUUUUAA